Impatiens glandulifera is the source of this 666-nucleotide messenger RNA. RefSeq lists its product as uncharacterized. The transcript has a single exon. The coding region runs from base 1 to 666 and encodes 221 amino acids. The record is from RefSeq and is a predicted model, not a curated record. Lineage: Eukaryota; Viridiplantae; Streptophyta; Magnoliopsida; Ericales; Balsaminaceae.
AUGACAAGGGAGGAGACCGACCCUAAGACCACGAUCAUCACAGGUAAUCUUCUUAUAGAAAAUAUUUUAGCCAACACUUUGAUAGCCACUGGAGAAACACAUUCCUUUAUUAUUGCAUGUUUUUUUCAAAAAGCUGGUUUAAAACCUGAGGAAUCUCUGAUGACAUAUAGCAUAUCACUUCCUUCAGGAUCUCACCUGAAUUCUAAUAAGAUUAUUAAAGUCUGCCCAGUUUAUAAUCAUAACCAUAAGAUGUUAGUAGAUCUUGUGGUAGUAGAUAUGGUAGGAAUUGAUGUGAUCCUAGGUAUGGACUGGCUAUUCCGAUAUGAGGCGCAGAUUAAUUGUAAUAAGAAGACGGUGGUGCUAACAGAUCAGUAUGGGAAGACCUUUCUAUUUCGUGCGAUUCUUGCAUUUAAAGGGAAGCAGCUGUUUUUGAAAGGAGCCCCCAUGGUGAUGUCUAAUAAUUAUGCUAUGAUAGUUGGGCAGAAACUCAAGUUAAAAGAUAUUGAAGUAGUAAGGGAUUACCCUAGUGUAUUCCCUAAUGAUAUUUCAAGUUUGCCGCCAAAGCGUGAUGUGGAGUUCUCUAUAACGUUGAAGUCAAGGAGACUAUCAAUCUCAAAGGCGCCUUAUCGUUUAGCACCUACAGAAAUGAAAGAGCUAAAAGAUUAA